Molecule: messenger RNA, 836 nt
Organism: Vigna umbellata (rice bean)
Lineage: Eukaryota; Viridiplantae; Streptophyta; Magnoliopsida; Fabales; Fabaceae
Source: RefSeq, a predicted model, not a curated record
ACUAGUAUAACAUACUCUUCAAAACCUACCAACACACAUAAAAACAAAGCUUUUGUUCAUAAGAAAUAGUAUACAAACAAGGAUGGAGAAAACAAAUGUUGUGGAAGGUUCAAGAUCUCCCAUGCAGAUGAAGAUGGGAGAUGAGUUGGAAGGCAACACCAACACCCUUCGCACUGCCGAAACCUUCCUGCGGUUGCUUCCUGUUGCUCUUUGUGUUUCUGCACUCGUUCUCAUGCUUAAGAACUCUCAGCAAAAUCAAUAUGGUUCUGUUGAUUACACUGACCUUGGAGCUUUCAAGUAUCUGGUGCAUGCGAAUGGCAUUUGCGCAGGUUACUCUCUAUUUUCAGCUGUUAUUGCUGCUAUGCCACGACCUUCUACUAUGCCUCGUGCUUGGACUUUCUUUUUGCUUGAUCAGGUGCUAACAUACAUAGUUCUAGCUGCUGGAGCAGUGUCAACUGAGGUUUUGUACCUAGCUGAGAAUGGCAACACUGCCACAACAUGGAGCUCAGCUUGUGGAUCAUUUGGUCGAUUCUGUAACAAGGUGACAGCAUCAAUUACGAUCACAUUUGUGGCAGUGCUUUGCUAUGUGUUGCUUUCUCUCAUUUCCUCUUACAAGCUCUUCACCAAGUAUGAUGCACCAGCAGCAUGCAGACCAACUUCACCCAUUGAGGUUGCUGCUUUCCCUGGCUAAAUCAACCCUUAUGUAUAACAGUGUGCUUCAUGCAUGUGUCUGCUUAAUUACUUCCAAUCAAUAAUGUAAUGACAUGCUGUUGUGUUAAUUAGGACCUUAAUUGUGAGUUUAUAAUUAAUAUAUAACCUUUGACCUCCUUAACACU